This is a messenger RNA of Rhododendron vialii, 1850 nucleotides long. RefSeq lists its product as uncharacterized. Bases 364 to 1500 code for a protein of 378 amino acids. Gene Ontology annotation, cellular component: BRISC complex; BRCA1-A complex. The transcript has 13 exons. The record is from RefSeq and is a predicted model, not a curated record. Gene Ontology annotation, biological process: double-strand break repair. Lineage: Eukaryota; Viridiplantae; Streptophyta; Magnoliopsida; Ericales; Ericaceae.
AAAUCAUUUCUUUUGAAUAGUAAAAACUUCCAUAACUACCUUUUAGAUAACUAUAAAAAAUAUUUUGAAUUUCCAAAAUAAAGGAUUGGGUUAGAGAUGCUCUAUCUCAAUUCUUACAAUUUCCCACCCUUCUCUGGAGUGAUUUGGUGAGAAAAGGAUAGAAAAUAAAUAUGAAUCCAAUCAAUCAUUUAAGAAUUUUUCAGAUGACAAAUGGUGGAUGACCUAUUAAGUUCGUGUCUGUGUUUGUAUCUGUGUCCGUGUUCUUGAAUUGUUCACCAGAUUAACUCUAGUGCCCGUGACUCGGAUCUUUCACUGUAAAACCCGACCUUCGUUUUCCUCACUGUCAACGACUGGAACUCAACCAUGGCCAUCGAUACGGUCCCUCCGCUGAUAUACGCGCAGCUCAAUUACCUUCUCACUCACUCUCCUCUCCCCAUCAAGGUUGAACAGAUGUGGUCUGGAUCUAAGAACCACAGCUUGCUUGAUCGGUUCACCCUACUCAUUCCCUUCUGCCUCGACUACAUCAAAUGGGAUGUUAUAUACAAUGCACUUUAUCCAUUAACGGCUCCAGACAUCAUCUUUGGACCCGAAGAUGAGAGCUUUCGUCCAUUUCCUGUGUCUGGUGAAGAAGGAGAUAUGAAGUCUCCAAAGAACAGCUUGUCUGAUUGGAAUUGCAAAGACCCUACUCGGCUGUUGUCUCUCAUUCUUGAACUCAGGGAUUUAUAUAUGACCUACCAGAGGAAGCGUGUUGGAGAUGUUGAUGAUGAGAGAGUGAAAUUUGAACUCAGCACUAUUUUUCCCAGAGAGGGAAUCGAAAUGUACAUGACCUCAGGUGUUGAGAAGACUGAAGAGGUAAGAUUUGCAGUGCCUUUACUGGAUAUGGAUAUAAAUAAAAUGGUCACCGGGUGCCCCUGGCGACACCAGCAGAAGAUAUUCUUACAGGUUAUAUUUCCUGUUGGCAGAAAAUAUAUGUCUGCCUCUGCAGCGCCACGAUUAAAAUUGGUAUCUUCUCCUGAACUUAAGGCUCUAUUCUCCAUUGAAGAUUUCAGGCUUCCUGCAUGGUUGGAUGGAAUGUGCAUGGCCGAAUAUCUUCCCAUUUUAGAAGAGAUGCUUCAGACACAGAUUGUAGAUGGAGUUGCAUCUAUUGAUGUCAGAAGGAAGUUUAUUGCGGCACUAGCUCCUCUUUUUGGACGGCCAGUGGAAGCUGAUCCAGUCUUUUGCAGAAAGGCAACAUUUCUGGGUUCCUCUGGGGUGUUUACGUUUUUGGUACAUUUUUCCCUUCCACUCCAGUUCCCAAAGCAAUAUCCAGCCCUGAUGCUUCAAAGUUCUCAGCAUUUCAAUUCUUCAAGUGCACCCAUCAAAUCACCUCUUUUGACGGAUUUUCCAUGGAGUCCUAGAUGGGAAUCAUCAGAAAUGGCUGAGCGGUUCUUUGAUUAUCUGGUGGAAGAAUGUUUGAACUUCAAAAAGUAUUGCAACGAGAGUCAGAUUCAGCAACGUUAGUGUGUGGAGGGGCUUCUAAUGUUAGUUUAUCUCACCGUUGCUAAUGAACAGGAAGACGUUAUGUUUAGGAUAGUUCGGUACAUUGGGUGUUGAAAUGAUUUCCUUUUGAGAGAACUGGUUCAUGUAUAAAGCGAAGAGAGAAGAAAGAAAUCCGACUAUGGUUCCUUGCAAAGUUGUCAAAAGAUGGAGCUCUGUGAAUUGGUCCAUCGACUAUCUGGCAUGGAUUUUUGAGAGAGUGCCUGUAUGUACUAUGUUGUACUAGUAGCAAACUCUUGCGAACGUCUUGCGCUGUUAAAAGCAAGAGUGGAUUUGGUUUCUCCUGUUUUAAUGCUAUGGUUGGGUUUAGCUCA